Molecule: messenger RNA, 5195 nt
Organism: Entelurus aequoreus (snake pipefish)
Lineage: Eukaryota; Metazoa; Chordata; Actinopteri; Syngnathiformes; Syngnathidae
Exons: 6
Coding region: 3495-4160 (221 amino acids)
Biological process (GO): mitochondrial outer membrane permeabilization; positive regulation of apoptotic process
Cellular component (GO): mitochondrial envelope; nucleus; mitochondrial outer membrane
Source: RefSeq, a predicted model, not a curated record
UCAAUAUAGGUCAUAAAAUCUCAGCAACAAGCUGUAAUAUCUUACUGAGAUAAUUUAGGACCAAAACCCUUAAAACAAGUAAAACACUCUAACAUAAAAUCUGCUUAGUGAGAAGAAUUAUCUUAUCAGAGAGAAAAUAAGCAAAUAUCACCCUUAUUUGAGAUAUUUAAUCUGACUAAGAUUUCAGUUUUUGCAGUGUAAUAUUGAAAAUAAAGCAGCAUAUUUUGAUGGGGACAUUUCCUGAGUAAAUAUUACAGUGAAGCUGUAAUAUUACCUAAUAAUACAUUUAGCGGGGGGUACUGUCACGCGCGGGUCUCAAAAGUACAGGCAGGGUGCAGGUAAGAGUUUUAUAAUCCAAUAACACGGCAAAAAUACAAGAACAGAGCGUCGCGGGGAAGCGUACGUAGCUCAAGGCAAAACCAGGCGUUGCAAAAACUAACAAGAACAUAGGUAGUAGCGUGACGCUAACAUGGUAACCAGCAGUAGCAAUGACUGAACUACAUAACUGUCGCUGGUGGCAAACAUUAAACCCACGCAGGAUGAGUGGCGAGACGGGCAUAUAAAAAGGUGUAAUUAGUGUGAGCACUCAGUGGGGGCACUAAUCAAUAACAAGAGUCUGGUGUGUGCACCUAGCAACAAGAAAAGGUAAACAAAGAGGGAAGGAGCAUUGAGACCAGAACAGAAACAAAGUGUGGUACUGAAGUGUAUUUCAAUACUUUUGGGUACUUUUUGAUACUUUUCUAAAUAAAUGGGACCACAGAAAAUUGCAUUAUUGGCUUUAUUUUAACAAAAAAUCGUAUGGUACAUUAAACAUAUGUUUUUUAUUGCAAUUUUAUCCUUAAAUAAAAUAGUGAACAUAUGAGACAACUUGUCUUGUAUUAGUAAGUAAACAAACAAAGGCUCCUAAUUUGUCUGCUGACGUACGCAGUAACAUAUUGUGUCAUUUAUCAUUCUUUUAUUUUGUCAACAUUGUAAAGGACAAGUGGUAAAAAAUGAUUAAUUAAUCUACUUGUUCAUUUACUGUUAAUAUCUGGUUAUUUUCUCUUUUAACAUGUUAUAUCUACACUUCUGUUCAAAUUUAAUAAUCACUUAUUCUUCUGUUGUUUGGAUGCUUUGCAUUAGUUUUGGAUGAUACCACACAUUUAGGUAUCAAUCGUUACAGGAUCAUACAUUGGUCAUAUUCAAAGUCCUCAUGUGUUCAGGGACACAUUUCCUGAGUUUAUAAACAUAAUAUGAAUACCAAAAAAAAACGAAAAAAGAUUUUGUGAUGCUAAAAAAUAUCGAUGUAAUCAUAGUAGUAUCGACUAGAUACGCUCCUGUACUUGGUAUCAUUACAGUGGAUGUUAGGUGUAGAUCCACCAAUGGCGUUUGUUUACAUUUUGACGCCGGUGAGCUACGGUGUGUAGUGAAGCAUGUUUAGCUUUUCCUCGUCCUGCAGGGAUGAUACUUGUAAGAAACAUACUUUAUUUGUCGCCAUGGAGGCGAGGAUUAGUGAUUUAGAAGUAGAUACAACACUGCUACUUCUAUGUAGCUAGGCAUUUCUUAAAACACCUCUUCCUGUUUCAGUGUUUUUAACGUUACCUUUAUCGUUAGUUUUUAAGCCAAAAUGCGUCCGUUCUCCCUUUUCUGUCUACACACUGUGUCUGCUUGUAAGUACUGUGAUUGUGCACUGCCGAACAUGCUCCUCUGCUCAUAAAACCAACAAUGACACGACGUGAUGACGAUAGGGCGGACCGGUACAUUUUAGUAUAGUACCCAAUAUGAUUCAUUAGUAUCGCGGUACUAUACCGGUAUACCGUACAACCCUACUUUGUUCAUAGUAAAAUGUUAUAAUACUGCUUCUUGGAUAUGUUCACAAUUAAAUAUAAUGUUAUCAUACUAUUUUCUCAUAAGUGUACGACUGUUUCUUUAACUAUUUUUACAAUUAAAUUAAAUCUAUCAAAAAAGAACACUCCAUUUGUUUUUGUUUUUGUUUUUUUGUUUUUUGUUUUUGUUUUUGUUAUUGUUUUUGUUUUUGUUUUUGUUUUUGUUUUUGUUUUUGUUUUUGUUUUUUUGUCCUGUCCAGCUUCUCAGGCAAAUCAUAUAGUUGAUGUAGAUGCCCAUAUCGGCUGUUCAGAUUUACUUUACAAAAGAGAAGUGUAGGAUACGUCUCUUGUUGCCUUAUUUGUAUUUGACUUCAUUAAAUGUAUUUAUAUUAUCAUUUGGUGCAGCCGGGUCGGAACAGGAGGGGAUAGAAAGAGAAAAAAAGGAAGACAGAGGGGGAAAUUGUGGGGACAAGAGGGUGAUUAGACGGAGAAACAAAAACAACAACAGCAAACACAACAAUAACAACAACAACAACAACAACAAUAGAGAAACAUCAGCAAACAUUAUAUGUACAAAUAUGAUGGUAAAAGUGAUGGCAAGGAAGCAGUUAUCGAAAUAAAUGAUAAUACAGAAAUGACAAUGAGCAUUAUUACACUACAAAUGGAGCAUUACAAAUACCAAUAGAAAUAGCGCUAUUGAUAAUAAACAAUACCAAUAAUUUACCUCUAUUAUCAACAAUACAGUUGUUCAAAUGCAACAAUACAUAUACGUAAUGAUAACUUGAGAUACGAAAGAAUGCAGAAAAAUGGAGGGGAAGAAAGAGAAGCAACCUAUAUUAACCUUGUAGAUUGUUAUAGUAACAAUAGGUUAAGCUUUGUCAGUGUGCCAUGUGUUACCCAGUUUCCCCUAGGGCAACAACGUUAAUAUAUGUUUGAUGAAACGUGAUAUUGUGCAUGAGUGUAUGUGUGUAUAUGUACUUGUAUAUGUACAGUAUGUGUAUAUGUAUGUUUGUUCAAUAAAUGUAUAUGUACAGUAUGUGUAUAUGUGUGUUUGUACAGUGAAUGUAUAUGUACAGUAUGUGUAUAUGUGUGUUUCUACAGUGAAUGUAUAUGUACAGUACGUGUAUAUGUAUGUUUGUACAGUGAAUGUAUAUGUACAGUAUGUGUAUAUGUAUGUUUCUACAGUGAAUGUAUAUGUACAGUAUGUGUAUAUGUAUGUUUGUACAGUGAAUGUAUAUGUACAGUAUGUGUAUAUGUAUGUUUCUACAGUGAAUGUAUAUGUACAGUAUGUGUAUAUGUAUGUUUCUACAGUGAAUGUAUAUGUACAGUAUGUGUAUAUGUAUGUUUCUACAGUGAAUGUAUAUGUACAGUAUGUGUAUAUGUAUGUUUGUACAGUGAAUGUAUAUGUAUGUUUGUACAGUGAAUGUAUAUGUACAGUAUGUGUAUAUGUAUGUUUGUACAGUGAAUGUAUAUGUACAGUAUGUGUAUAUGUAUGUUUGUACAGUGAAUGUAUAUGUACAUUAUGUGUAUAUGUAUGUUUGUACCGUGAAUGUGCGUGUGGAUGUACGAACUUUGAGUAUGUGGGUAUGUACUGUAUUUGUGUAUGUAUGUGGGAGCGUAGGUACCUAUGUAUGCAUGUAUGUAUGUAUGUAUGAAUAACGGUGGGUAUGUGAGUAUUUGUGUAUUUGUAUGUACAAUAUAUUUGACUCCCAGUGUUUGUGGGAGCCAGAGUACGGCCCCAGCCACCCAGAGAGCCCAACCCACAAACAGCAGGUGUGGCGCCCAGGAACCAGGGACCACCGGCCCCACGCAGCCAAGCCGGUCAGCGACAGGAACCCCAGAGAACACUCCAUUUGCUCCUGGGUGGAACUGGAGGAGCUGAUCGCAGCCGUUAGCCGCAGUGAGAGUCUAUCAGGGCCGCAGGAUAGCAUCUCCUCCGCCCUGCAGGGGGAGCUAGAGAGGAUCCUCCUGGAGGCGCAGCUGGAAUGUGAGAGGAAUCGAGACAGUCCCCCGCAGGUCGUGACCCCGCAGACGGCCGGUUCCCCCAGGCCCCCCAGUGACCCCGACAGUGACUGUAUCACCAUACAGGAGGAGGGUGACAGGAGAGAUACUGAUUGGGUGUGGGACUGGUCCAGCAGGCCGGAAAAUAUGCCACCAAAAGACUUCGUGUUUCAGCACCCGAAGCAGCCGAGCUCUCUCAGCGUCCGAAAGACAGAAGUGAUGAAGAGGGGGAUCUUUUCAUCGGACGUGCUCCUUAUCCUCGUUCCUUCGCUGCUGGCUUCCCAUCUCCUCACGCUCGGCAUCGGCAUCUACAUAGGAAAGCGUUUGGCUUCUUCCACAACUAGUACACUGUGACAUUAGCUCUACGCUAACCUCCCCCCCACCCGUGCCCCCUAAUCGCUAACGUGUUGGCCAGUAAGGUCAUGUCCUCUUCUUCAUCACAACCAUAGUACCUCGCCUGUUUGCUUUUGUGUGUGUGUGUGUGUGUGUGUGUGUGUGUGUGUGUGUGUGUGUGUGUGUGUGUGUGUGUGUGUGUGUGUGUGUGUGUGUGUGUGUGUGUGUGUGUUAGCAGCAGUUAGUUGUGCAUGUUGUACAGCCCUAAGGGGAGGGGAGGAGAGGUGGUGUAUGAAUGGACGCGAGCCAAUGAGUCAGACUGAGGUCACUUUUGCCUCUAAAGAAUAAUCACAGACAUUGUCCACAUGAUACAAUAAAAGGAGAAUUUCCUCAUCUAAAAUAGAAGAACAAAAUCAGUCUUUGUCUGAAGCAAAGAUAAAAUAUGUUAGCCCUUUGGACAACCUUGAAUAAAAAGCUGUCAUUUGUCACAAGUAAUGGCCAUUUGUAAAAAAAAAAAAAAAAAAAAUGUUUUUUUUUUCCUCUGCCAUAUAUUUAAAGUAGAGUUGUUUUUUUCUUUGUGAGAGUAGGAGUGCUUGUCCUUUUUGUGUCCCCUAAUCCCAUUAAAUAUUUAACCUCCCACUAAAACAAUUUCAAUCCCAUUAAACAUCACUCCUCCAAAACUAAAAGUGCUUGUUGGCUCUUUUAUUCUCCCCUCUCCACGUCCAUUUUUCUACAAAAAAGUACUGUAGCCCUAGGAAUGAUAGUCGUAUUGUAAAAACAAAUAAAAAUAAAAAAAUAAAAAAACAUGCUGGUAAAAAAUGAGAAACAUUAGAAAAAAAAGUUCUGUUAAAAUGGGUUUUGUUUUGAGAAAAAAAAAUGCAAUGUUAUGAGAAAAGUGUGUAUUGUCGUAAUAGCAAAGUGGGAAAAUUAGAAGAAACAUUUUAAAUCUAGUAAUGUAAAAAUCUUUUUUCUUUAAUUUUUUUUUUUCAAAGACAUCACACUAUACCAGGGGUGUCAAACUCAUUUUAGCUCAGGGGCCGCAUGGAGGAAAGUCUG